AACGGGACCAGCCCACCCUCCGGACCCCACCCGCUGACAGACGCCGCCGCACCAGCGCCCAAAUCUCCCAAAACCCUAGGCCGAGGGGCCGAGAGAGAGGGAGAGGCGGAGAGAGGAGGCGCGCGGCAUGGCGGGUGCGACGUCCCCGGCGGCGGCCGCGAAUCUGGCGGGCAAGUCGGGCGUCCGCGUCGUCGUGAUCGGCGACCCCGGCACCGGCAAGUCCAGCCUCGUCGUCGCGCUCGCCACCGAGCAAUUCCCCGAGAACGUGCCCCGGGUCAUGCCCCCCACCCGCCUCCCCGCCGACUACUUCCCCGACCGCGUCCCCAUCACCAUCAUCGACACAUCGUCCAGCCCGGAGCAGAAGCCGAAGUUGAUUGCGGAGUGCCAGGCUGCCGAUGCGGUGGUGCUCACGUACGCCUGCGACCGGCCCGCCACGCUGGAACGGCUCAGUUCGUUCUGGCUCCCAGAGCUCCGGCGACUCCAGCUGAAGACUCCAGUGAUCGUGGUGGGGUGCAAACUGGACCUAAGGGACGAGCAGCAGGUUAGCCUUGAGCAGGUUAUGGCGCCCAUCAUGCAGUCAUUCCGCGAGAUUGAGACCUGCAUUGAGUGCUCCGCUCUUCGGCAGAUCCAGGUGCCUGAGGUCUUCUACUAUGCCCAGAAGGCAGUGCUUCACCCAACUGCUCCUCUCUUUGAUCAAGAGGCACAAUCACUGAAGCCUCGCUGUGUGAGAGCGUUAAAGCGGAUAUUCAUUAUAUGUGAUAAUGACAAGGAUGGUGCUCUCAGUGAUGUGGAGCUCAAUGAAUUCCAGGUCCGAUGUUUCAGUGCUCCUCUCCAGCCUACUGAAAUUUCAGGCGUAAAGAGAGUUGUUCAGGAGAAGAUGCCUGAAGGCGUAAAUGACAACGGACUUACCUUGACUGGGUUCCUUUUUCUGCAUGCCCUAUUUAUUGAAAAAGGUCGUCUGGAAACUACAUGGACUGUAUUGAGGAAAUUUGGUUAUGACAAUGACAUCAAGCUUAGGGAUGAUCUCAUUGCAAUGCCAAUUAAAAGAGCUCCUGAUCAAACACUGGAAUUGACAAGUGAAGUGGUUGAUUUCUUGAGAGGGAUAUUCAACAUGUUUGACAUCGAUAAUGAUGGUGCUCUUCUACCUACUGAGCUGGAGGACCUUUUCUCGACAGCACCUGAAAACCCAUGGUCUUCUGAUCCAUAUAAAGACUGUGCUGAAAAGAAUGUCUUGGGUGGUCUGUCACUUGAAGGGUUUCUUUCUAAGUGGGCUCUUAUGACACUUCGAGAUCCGACAAAUAGUUAUGCCAACCUUGUAUAUGUUGGCUAUCCGGGCGAGUUUCUUUCAGCAUUUACUGUCACGAGGAAAAGACGAGUUGAUCGUAAGAAGCAACAGACUCAAAGAAAUGUAUUCCAGUGUUAUGUUUUUGGUGCCAGAGGUUCCGGAAAGACUUCAUUGCUACAAUCAUUCAUUGGAAGGCAACCUUCUGAUGCUCUGCCAUCUAACAGCGAACGCUUUGCAACAAAUUCUGUUGAACUGCCUGAUGGAACUAGAAAGACGCUAAUACUGCGAGAAAUUCCUGAAGGUGAUGUGAGAUCGUUACUGUCUGACAGGGAAUCAUUGGCGCCCUGUGAUGUAGCAGUGUUUGUUUACGAUAGCUGUGAUGAAUAUUCUUGGCAAAGAGCAAGAGACUUGCUUGUGCAGGUGGCUACACAUGGAGAAAAUACUGGCUACGAAGUUCCUUGCUUGAUAGUUGCUGCGAAAGAUGAUCUUGACCAAUGUGCACAAGCUCUACAAGAGUCAACUAGAGUGAGCCAAGAUAUGGGAAUUGAAACACCAAUUCCGAUCAGCGUGAAGUUGAGAGAUUUGAACAACAUUUUCUGCAGAAUAGUUCAUGCAGCGCAGCAGCCCCAUUUGAGCAUUCCAGAGACUGAAGCUGGCAAAACGCGCAGGCAAUAUCGUCAGCUUCUUAACCGUUCCCUCAUGGUUGUCUCUGUUGGAGCUGCUGUUGCAGUUGUUGGAAUAGCUGCUUACAGGGUUUAUGCAGCUCGGAAGAACUCGUCCUCUUGAAGCCCUCCUGGACAGUGGCGAAGUUAAGUGUUUCUCACACCUCAACUUGGCACCAACAGCUGGAUCCAGUUGAGCUUCGCUGCUUGGGCUUUUAUCCUCCGGUGAGGAACCAACGUUUUGUACAGACAUGUCAUCAGCUAUAAAUUGUGCGGCCUACUGGGGUUUCAGAUUCACGACUUCAUCUGGCUCCAUAAAAUGCCGCAUCUGAUAAUCUGUUGUGGCUAAAUUAGCUCAGCUAAAUAUUGCUACUGCUAUAUUUUUUUUGCUCUCUUAGUACUUGCACUAGCCAAGUGUUGGAAUUCGGUUUCGUUGCAAGCAUGCUGAAUACUUGAACAUUUAGUUAAAAACAGCAUUGAGUUGUUGUAACGAGUUUCCGUUUUGUUCAGAGUAUUCUAUUGGUUGAUCAAAGUAAAUGGUCGCACGCUACCUUUCGUCUUCA
Molecule: messenger RNA, 2510 nt
Organism: Panicum hallii
Lineage: Eukaryota; Viridiplantae; Streptophyta; Magnoliopsida; Poales; Poaceae
Product: mitochondrial Rho GTPase 1-like
Exons: 14
Coding region: 128-2071 (647 amino acids)
Biological process (GO): small GTPase-mediated signal transduction; mitochondrion organization
Cellular component (GO): mitochondrial outer membrane
Molecular function (GO): GTP binding; GTPase activity; calcium ion binding
Source: RefSeq, a predicted model, not a curated record